Molecule: messenger RNA, 1354 nt
Organism: Drosophila elegans
Lineage: Eukaryota; Metazoa; Arthropoda; Insecta; Diptera; Drosophilidae
Product: actin-related protein 10-like
Exons: 3
Coding region: 111-1247 (378 amino acids)
Biological process (GO): retrograde axonal transport of mitochondrion
Source: RefSeq, a predicted model, not a curated record
CUAUUGAUAGUUGCUUACCUGUGGCCUAGCCUUUAAUUUUUUGUUGGCCCAAAUUAAUAAUAAAUACCUUAGUCUAGUCCCUUGGGUCCGUCACAGUCCAGCCAACCAAGAUGCCCAUCUACGAGAGCGUGAUGCAGGAGAAGCCGCCCAUCGUCCUGGACAUUGGCAACGCCUACACAAAGCUGGGCUUCGCGGCGGAGGCGUAUCCGCGGAAGAUAAUGCCCACGGAGGUGGUGAUGACCACGACGGGUGUGAGGAAGCGUCUUCUUGAUUACGACACACAGGAGGAGCUCUACGACCAGCUGGUGGACUUCCUGCAGACGAUAUUCUUCAAGCACCUGCUGGUCAGCCCCAAGGAGCGGAAGUUUGUGCUGGUGGAGAACGUGUUCGGACCCACUGUGCUGCGCGAGACCUUGGCCCGCGUCCUCUUCGUCCACUUCGACGUCUCCUCCGUGCUGUUCGUGCCCGUGCACCUCAUCGCACUGUCCACGCUGGCCGUGCCCACCGCCCUGGUGGUGGACAUCGGCUACAGCGAGACCAGCGUCAUGCCCGUCUUCUGCGGGGUGCAGAUCAUGGCCGCCUUCAAGGACCAGAGCUACGGAGGCAGGGCCAUCCACGCGGAGAUCAAGCGCCAGCUGGUGGAGACGGGCGUCAAGGAGAGCCUGCUGACGGAGAGCGUGCUGGAGGACAUCAAGGUGCGAGCAUGCUUCGUGACCACCAUGGAAAGGGCCCAGGCAUUCGCCCAGGGUGGCGAGGAUCAGCCGACUGCGGCGCCAGGCGUGGACUACAUCGUCAGCGACAACGAUGCUGUCAUCCAGGUGCCCGGCGUGCUGCGGGAAACCGUCUACGAGAUCAUGUUUGAGGCUAGCAACGAGCGGGACAGCCUGGCGCACCUCAUCCUGCGCUCCAUCCUCGACUGCACCCUGGACGUGAGGCGUGCUCUGGUCGAGAGUGUGUUCCUCGUGGGCGGCGGCUCCAUGGUCCAGGGCCUGCUGGCCCGACUUCGCCAGGAGCUGCAGCACCUGCUCGCCAAGGAUCCCUUCUACGCCGAGCGCUUCCACGGCAAGCUGCAGUUCAAGUUCUUCAAUGCCAUUGGCAAGCAGAACUUCACCGCCUGGCUGGGUGGCGCCCUGUGCGGGGCCACGGAUCUCAUCCAGACAAGGUCGCUGGUCAAGGAGACGUAUCUGAAGAGCGAGCACGUCCCCGACUGGAGCAACCUGUGCGACAAUCGGCCGACAGGUUCAUAGUUUGGCGGAGGCCUCUGAAAAACGCAUCCUUAUUUAAUAUUGAUUAAAGUGUAUUAUAUAGGCUUAAAUUUAACUGCAAGUAUAAAGUAUAGAACAUAUAUUCUAAA